ACUUUGUUCUUCCAAUAUUUAAUCAAUAUCCUUUAUUGACUUCCAAGUAUUAUGAUUACAUGAAGUUUAAGAAAACAUUAGAGAUGUUGGAUGAUUCUCCAGCGAAUACAUCCACCAUCUUGGAAAAUUUAAAAAAUAGCACGAGUGAUGAUACAAUCUCCUCAGCAUGGAAUGUGACCACUUAUCCUUUUAAAAAUGCCGACGAUGUCAAAUUAGUGAUGUCUAAACCUUGGCUUGUAGGGUUUGUUGAAGCUAAGGCUUCUUUCUUUUUGAAAAUGGAAUCUUGUCCGGAAGGUGAUCGAUAUAAACAUGCUUUCCAUGUGAGUCAAAAGGGUAAUAAAAUUGUACUUGAGGGUGUUAAAUCUAUUCUUCAUAUAGCAACAAAAGUUCUUUAUCAUGAAAAAGAAAAUAUUUAUGAGAUAACUACUACAAAUUCGAGAGCCAUUGAUAAUAUAUCCCGUUUUUUUAAUUAUACUUUUAAAGGAAUGAAAUCAUUGGAAUUUAGAAUCUGGGCCCGUUCUAUUAAUUAUAAAAGUAAUUUAAAUAAAUUAGCUAAAUCUGCCCGCAUUCUUGCCAAGGCUCAAGCCAAAUUUUCUUACAAUAAACCUUUUUGA
Molecule: messenger RNA, 614 nt
Organism: Racocetra persica
Lineage: Eukaryota; Fungi; Glomeromycota; Glomeromycetes; Diversisporales; Gigasporaceae
Source: the annotation of a GenBank genome assembly